Acanthisitta chloris (rifleman) is the source of this 2148-nucleotide messenger RNA. It is a transcript of the gene TRPV4, whose product is annotated as transient receptor potential cation channel, subfamily V, member 4. NCBI's taxonomy places the organism in Eukaryota, Metazoa, Chordata, Aves, Passeriformes, Acanthisittidae. The transcript is spliced from 14 exons. Gene Ontology annotation, biological process: osmosensory signaling pathway; calcium ion import across plasma membrane; actin filament organization. The annotation marks the transcript as partial. Gene Ontology annotation, cellular component: cilium; membrane. The record is from RefSeq and is a predicted model, not a curated record. Gene Ontology annotation, molecular function: calcium channel activity; protein binding.
GAGGAAUUUCGAGAACCCUCCACGGGGAAGACCUGCCUGCCCAAGGCACUGCUCAACCUGAGUGGGGGCAAGAAUGACACCAUCCCUGUCCUCCUGGACAUCGCCGAGAAGACAGGAAACAUGAGGGAGUUCAUCAACUCGCCCUUCAGGGACGUCUACUACCGAGGUCAGACCGCCCUGCACAUUGCCAUCGAGCGCCGCUGCAAGCACUACGUGGAGCUGCUGGUGGAGAAGGGAGCAGAUGUCCAUGCCCAAGCCCGCGGCCGCUUCUUCCAGCCCAAGGAUGAGGGUGGAUAUUUCUACUUUGGUGAGCUGCCCCUCUCGUUGGCUGCCUGCACCAACCAGCCACACAUCGUGCACUACCUGACGGAGAACGGGCACAAACAGGCAGAUCUUCGGCGCCAGGACUCCCGCGGCAACACGGUGCUGCAUGCCCUGGUGGCCAUCGCCGACAACACCCGCGAGAACACCAAGUUUGUCACCAAGAUGUACGACCUGCUCCUCGUCAAGUGUGCCAAGCUCUUCCCUGACACCAACCUGGAGGCACUGCUCAACAACGACGGCCUCUCCCCGCUCAUGAUGGCAGCCAAGACUGGCAAGAUCGGGAUCUUCCAGCACAUCAUCCGUCGGGAGAUCACGGACGAGGACGCUCGGCACCUCUCGCGGAAGUUCAAGGAUUGGGCGUACGGUCCAGUCUACUCCUCCCUCUACGACCUCUCCUCGCUGGACACCUGUGGGGAGGAGGUGUCAGUGCUGGAGAUCCUCGUCUACAACAGCAAGAUCGAGAACCGCCACGAGAUGUUGGCCGUGGAGCCCAUCAACGAGCUGCUGCGCGACAAGUGGCGCAAGUUUGGGGCUGUCUCCUUCUACAUCAGCGUCAUCUCCUACCUCAGUGCCAUGAUCAUCUUCACCCUCGUCGCCUACUACCGCCCCAUGGAAGGCCCUCCUCCCUACCCAUACACCACCACCGUGGACUACCUGCGCCUGGCCGGGGAGAUCAUCACCCUCUUCACUGGAAUCCUCUUCUUCUGCACAAACAUCAAAGACCUGUUCAUGAAGAAGUGCCCAGGGGUGAACUCUUUCUUCAUCGAUGGCUCCUUCCAGCUGCUCUACUUCAUCUACUCGGUGCUGGUGAUUGUCACAGCGGGGCUGUACCUGGGGGGCAUCGAGGCAUACUUGGCUGUCAUGGUCUUUGCACUGGUCCUGGGCUGGAUGAACGCUCUGUACUUCACUCGUGGGCUCAAGCUGACAGGGACCUACAGCAUCAUGAUCCAGAAGAUCCUCUUCAAAGAUCUGUUCCGCUUCCUCCUGGUCUACUUGCUCUUCAUGAUUGGCUAUGCAUCAGCCCUGGUGUCCCUCCUCAACCCAUGUCCCAGCAGUGAGUCCUGCAGUGAGAAGUCCAACUGUACAGUGCCCACCUACCCAUCCUGCCGGGACAGCCAGACCUUCAGCACCUUUCUGCUCGACCUCUUCAAGCUCACCAUCGGCAUGGGUGACCUGGAGAUGCUUGAGAGUGCCAAGUACCCUGGUGUCUUCAUCAUCCUCCUCGUCACUUACAUCAUCCUCACCUUCGUGCUCCUCCUCAACAUGCUCAUCGCCCUCAUGGGUGAGACUGUGGGCCAAGUCUCCAAGGAGAGCAAGCACAUCUGGAAGCUGCAGUGGGCCACCACCAUCCUGGACAUUGAGCGCUCCUUCCCAGUGUUCCUGCGGAAAGCUUUCCGCUCGGGGGAGAUGGUCACCGUGGGGAAGGGCACGGAUGGGACGCCUGACCGUCGCUGGUGCUUCAGGGUGGAUGAGGUGAACUGGUCCCACUGGAACCAGAAUCUGGGUAUCAUCAGUGAGGACCCAGGCAAGAGCGACACGUACCAGUACUACGGCUUCUCCCNGCCAACCUCCCACCUCUCCGCAGAUCGCUGGUCGACGGUGGUGCCGCGCGUGGUGGAGCUCAACAAGAGCUGCCAGCCCGAGGAGGUGGUGGUGCCACUGGGGACCAUGGGGACAGCAGAGGCACGGGAGCGGCGGCACGGAGGCACGGGAGCGGCGGCACGGCCAGGCCCCGAGCUCCCCACUCUAGCACGUUGGUGCUGGGACCCGAUGGACUCUGCCCAGGACCUCGACGUGGCCCUGGAAUUGCGACUGGGCUGGAUG